Cyphellophora attinorum is the source of this 2223-nucleotide messenger RNA. RefSeq names its product Ubiquitin-like modifier-activating enzyme atg7. The record is from RefSeq and is a predicted model, not a curated record. NCBI's taxonomy places the organism in Eukaryota, Fungi, Ascomycota, Eurotiomycetes, Chaetothyriales, Cyphellophoraceae. Gene Ontology annotation, biological process: autophagy of mitochondrion; protein modification by small protein conjugation; cellular response to nitrogen starvation. Gene Ontology annotation, molecular function: Atg8 activating enzyme activity; Atg12 activating enzyme activity. The coding region runs from base 1 to 2223 and encodes 740 amino acids. Gene Ontology annotation, cellular component: cytoplasm; phagophore assembly site. The transcript has a single exon.
AUGCAAUACGUCCCCUUCGCCAGCGACAUCGAAAUCCCCUUCUACGCCUCCCUCGCCGCCACAAAGAUCUCCACCGACAAACUCUCCACCCCAGCCCGCCGUCUCCUCGGCCUCUACGCCAUCCAGCCGGCCGACAGCCCUGCCGCCUCCUGCCGCAUGCAGAUCCACGCCAACGCCCUGACCGACGACUCCCCCUCCAUCCCCGCCGGAGGCUCCUACUACCGCGCCGAGGGCACGAUCAAGAACCUCAACACCAUCGAGGAGUAUCGCACCAUCGACAAACCCGCGUUUCUGCAGCAGGCCGGACGGACGAUUUGGGAGGCGAUUAAUGAUGGGACGGUGUUUAGUUGUCCGAGUUUGUUGGCUGGGUUUGUGGUGGUGAGUUUUGCGGAUCUGAAGAGGUAUCGGUUUAGUUACUGGUUUGCGUUUCCGGCGCUGGUUAUGGAGCCGAGUUGGGCGCCGGUUGGUGGAGGUGGUGGUGGUACGGGGCAGGAAGAGGGGAAGGGUGGUGUGCCGUAUAAGAAGCUGACGGCGGAUGAGAGUACGGCGUUGGUGGAUCGGGUGCAGACGUGGAGGUAUGGGUGUGAUUCAAGGCAACAUGGGUUCUUUCUGGCGAAGAAGACGAGACGGCCGCCGCCGAAACCCAAACCGGAGCCUGAAGCAGAUGGCGAGGCUGGAAGUGGGGACGAGACAUCGGAAAUGCCCCUGACCCCGGGCGCAAGUUUGUCAUUCUACUGGCAGGUGGCAUCGCUGUCUGCUUACGAGACUGGAUUCUUCGAGGGCGAAUACUCUGAUGAUUGCUAUAUAUGCUUUGCAGACCCCUCAAACUACACCGAGCCCGGCCCAGUGGCUCCAGCAUGGGUGCUCCGGAACCUUCUCGCUCUCGUGCGACAGCGAUGGAAGCGAGACCGCGUCCAGAUCCUGUGUUACCGCGAAACACACUCUCGAAGAGAUGCCGCUCGGAGUAUCAUCCUCGACAUGGAGAUCCCACGACAAUCGCAAACAAAGCCGAAGGCAUCUGCCGACGGUUCGGAAUCAAAAGACCUGCUGGCACUUCCCAAGGUCGUCGGAUGGGAGCGGAACGCCCAAGGCAAGCUCGCUGGCCGUCUGGUCGACCUGAAAGAGUACAUGGACCCAACGAAACUUGCGGAUUCGAGCGUAGACCUCAAUCUGAAAUUGAUGAAGUGGCGCAUAGCCCCGAACCUAGACCUUGACAGCAUCAAGGCAACCAAAUGCCUUCUCCUCGGCGCGGGCACACUCGGCAGCUAUGUCUCGCGCAAUCUCCUGGGAUGGGGCGUACGCAAGAUCACUUUCGUCGACAACGGUACUGUCUCAUUCUCCAAUCCUGUCAGGCAGCCGUUGUUCAAUUUCAAAGACUGCUUAGAAGGCGGCAAGCAGAAGGCGCUUGUCGCAGCUGAAGCACUGAAAGAGAUAUAUCCCGGCGUAGAGAGUGAAGGCCAUGUGAUGAGCGUUCCCAUGGCAGGGCACCCGGUUGUGGAUGGUCCCAAGACCAAGCAGGAAUUCGAGAAGCUGAAGGAGCUGAUUGACGAACACGAUGUCAUAUUUUUGCUGAUGGAUUCCAGAGAAUCAAGAUGGCUGCCCACAGUGAUGGGCAAAGCUGCUGGGAAGCUAGUCGUAAACGCGGCCCUGGGCUUCGACACAUACGUGGUCAUGCGACAUGGCGUCAGACCAACAGAUGCAUCCGAGUCGAGCUCAGGCCAGAAGCCACUAGGCUGCUAUUUCUGUAAUGAUGUGGUCGCACCUAAGGACUCGCAGAAAGACCUCACACUGGACCAGCAAUGCACAGUGACGAGGCCUGGCAUUGCAGCCAUUGCUUCUGCCCUGCUUGUGGAGCUUGUCGUGUCGGUCCUGCAGCAUCCACAAGGUAACGCAGCGCCAGCGGCCACAUCGACGGACGACGAUCGAGGAGAGCAUCCACUAGGCAUAAUACCUCACCAGAUUCGCGGCUUUCUGUCGAGCUUUACCAGCAUGAACAUCCUUGGCCAGUCCUACGACUGCUGCAGCGCGUGCUCAGAACGUGUGUUGACGACGUACGAGAACGAAGGAUGGUCAUUUGUUGAGAAGGCGCUCAACGACAAGGACUAUGUCGAGGAGUUGAGUGGUCUGAAAGAAGUCCAGCGUCUUGCAGACGCCGCGGCGGCUGACAUCGAGUUUAGCGAAGAGGAGAGCAUCGAGGACGAUGGUGAUGGAGAGCUCAUCUGA